AUGAACUCAUUGCGAGCAAACCUAGUAAGGACGUUAACACGUUUGUUGAGCAUGCAUCAAUAUGCAUAUGAAAAUGAAAUUCUGUUCCAGCAAGCUGUUGAAGCAGUAAAUAAGAUCCGGAAUAAAUAUCCGGUGCCAACUGAACCCAAGAUCGUUUGUCUCGUUCGUUCGCAACGCGAGCGAGAGAGGCGGAGAAAGCACCCCGUGUUGAUGACGAACUGUGAUAGUCCUUACGGCUUCCCGUGA
Molecule: messenger RNA, 246 nt
Organism: Arctia plantaginis
Lineage: Eukaryota; Metazoa; Arthropoda; Insecta; Lepidoptera; Erebidae
Source: the annotation of a GenBank genome assembly